AUGGAGAUAAAAGCAGUUGUCAGAAGAUAUGAAACAAGAAAUAAGACAGAAGGAACAGAACUGUCAUCCAAAUCCCGAGUUGAUUGGAGACGCACUAAAAGGGAGCUCAUACUGAUUGACAGCAAUGAUGAAUCCUCAUGUAUCUCUGAGGAGGAAGAGUCUACUGCAUCAGAAGAUGAAGUAGAUGAAAAAGAUGAAACUAUUGUGAAGAACAGCCUUUCAGAUCAGGAAGAGAAAAGCCAUGACAGAGAAAUAACAGAAGAUGGUGAGGAUGAGUGGAUCACCCCUGGGAAGCGUAAAAGGUCGAACGUUUCUGUCAUGUAUGACAGCGAUGAAAGUGAGGAUAGUGAUAUACCUGUUAGAAAAGUUUUGGCUAAACGCCGGUGUAUAAUGGAUGAAGAUGAGAGUUCCGAAGAACAGCAAUCUGAUAAAACCUGCCAUACAGAAGAUGUUUCUACUAACAGAAAACAGAAAGUGUUUGCAAAACUGAAAGAACUGGCAAGAAACAGAGCAACUCAGAGAUCCUGCAGCAGUGAAAAUAGUGAGGAUUCUAAUGGUGAAACAGAAACAGAAGAGGAACCACUCUGUCACUUGCCCCUCACACCAACAGAAAGUAAUGAAACUGACAGUGACAGUAUGAAAGAUUUUAUAGUCGAGGAGGAGGAAGAUGAUGAUGACAAUACCAAGCAUGUAAAGAGUGAAAACCAGCCGCAACAGAAGGAACUAAAUACAUCAAAUAGCGAGUUGCUGGCAUACUACGUCCCACACUUAUCUCGCUGUGAUCAUUAUGUACACUUCAAAAGAAUAGUAAAGGCUUUCCUCAUAAAUGCAAUUGAUGACACUUUUCUGAGCUCAUUAUAUGAUGGAACAAGACAAAAGAAAUAUGCGCAAGACAUGUUGCUCUCACUUCAUUAUUUGGAUGACCGUUUCAUUCAGCCUCGUCUCGAGAACUUAGUCUCUAGAAGUCGCUGGAAAGAUCGAUACAAGGAGCGUGUGGAUUGUUACCCAGAUGUUCGCAUAAUCUUGAAAAAUACAAAAAAUAUAUCUUGUCAGGCUUGUGAAUUGAAUCGAUACUGUAAGUUUGAUGUGCUGCUCUCUGGAAGGCUUUAUAAUAGUAGAACUUUGGAAGCAGAUGACUUCAUGUCAGAUGACAAGCAGGUUUUGAAGGUUGGCGUGGUGUGUGCAGAUCGUACAAGAGUUUAUCAUAAUUUGAAGCACUUCAAAUACAAGUUGUAUGUGGAUUGCAGCUCCAUUACCGAGUUGGAUGGUCUUGAGGAUGAACCAGUCAAAGACACAGUUGAACGACUUUUCAGCCAGUUGGACGAUAGUGGGUGGAUUCAGAAGAGAUAUAAUGAUCUUGAAGACUACAUGAAUGAUGCAGACAAUUUCCAAGAAGAGAAAAUGGAUUAAGUGGUCAUAUAGC
Molecule: messenger RNA, 1423 nt
Organism: Pterocles gutturalis (yellow-throated sandgrouse)
Lineage: Eukaryota; Metazoa; Chordata; Aves; Pterocliformes; Pteroclidae
Gene: CCDC82
Product: coiled-coil domain containing 82
Exons: 7
Coding region: 1-1410 (469 amino acids)
Cellular component (GO): nucleus
Source: RefSeq, a predicted model, not a curated record